Molecule: messenger RNA, 1314 nt
Organism: Miniopterus natalensis
Lineage: Eukaryota; Metazoa; Chordata; Mammalia; Chiroptera; Miniopteridae
Source: RefSeq, a predicted model, not a curated record
GCUGCUUCUAAGGAGGCGGAUGCCGCCCGCUCCGCCCCCAAGCCGAUGUCGCCCUCGGACUUCCUGGACAAGCUAAUGGGGAGGACCUCUGGAUAUGAUGCCAGGAUCAGGCCCAAUUUCAAAGGUCCCCCGGUGAACGUGAGCUGCAACAUUUUCAUCAACAGCUUCGGUUCCAUUGCUGAGACAACUAUGGACUACAGAGUCAACAUCUUCCUGCGCCAGCAGUGGAACGACCCCCGGCUGGCCUACAACGAGUACCCCGAUGACUCUCUGGACCUGGACCCGUCCAUGUUGGACUCCAUCUGGAAACCCGACCUGUUCUUUGCCAACGAGAAGGGGGCCCACUUCCACGAGAUCACCACGGACAACAAACUGCUGAGGAUCUCCCGGAACGGGAACGUGCUCUACAGCAUCAGAAUCACCCUGACGCUGGCCUGCCCCAUGGACUUGAAGAAUUUCCCCAUGGAUGUCCAGACGUGUAUCAUGCAACUGGAAAGCUUUGGAUACACCAUGAAUGACCUCAUCUUUGAGUGGCAGGAGCAGGGAGCUGUGCAGGUGGCAGAUGGCCUAACUCUGCCCCAGUUUAUCCUGAAGGAGGAGAAGGACUUGAGGUACUGCACCAAGCAUUACAACACAGGUAAAUUCACCUGCAUUGAGGCCCGGUUCCACCUGGAGCGACAGAUGGGCUACUACCUGAUCCAAAUGUACAUUCCCAGCCUGCUCAUUGUCAUCCUCUCGUGGAUUUCCUUCUGGAUCAACAUGGAUGCUGCACCAGCCCGUGUGGGCCUGGGCAUCACCACCGUGCUCACCAUGACCACCCAGAGCUCUGGCUCCCGAGCGUCCCUGCCCAAGGUGUCCUACGUGAAAGCCAUUGACAUUUGGAUGGCGGUGUGCCUGCUCUUCGUGUUCUCCGCCCUGCUCGAGUAUGCCGCCGUCAACUUUGUGUCUCGGCAGCACAAAGAGCUGCUCCGAUUCAGGAGGAAGCGAAGACACCACAAGAGCCCCAUGUUGAAUCUGUUCCAGGAGGAUGAGGCUGGAGAGGGCCGCUUCAACUUCUCUGCCUACGGGAUGGGCCCGGCCUGCCUCCAGGCCAAGGAUGGCAUCUCGGUCAAGGGCGCCAACAACAAUAACACCACCAACCCGGCCCCGGCGCCCUCUAAGUCCCCGGAGGAGAUGCGAAAACUCUUCAUCCAGAGGGCCAAGAAGAUCGACAAAGUAUCCCGCAUCGGCUUCCCCAUGGCCUUCCUCAUCUUCAACAUGUUCUACUGGAUCAUCUACAAGAUCGUCCGCAGGGAGGACGUCCACAACCAGUGA